AUGAACGCUCCUAAUUUUUCUGAGCACCUGGAGAUUGAGGGCGGGGAGGAGAUGCUGUCAAGUACAUUUUUGGAGGUGAUGCGGAACCUGGUGGGAUGGGUGUCGCUGGCUGGCUGCAUGUGUGGGCUGAACGCAGAACUGAUUGCACAUUUGCACCCUCCGGCUCAAGUGAUCUCCAGUGAGCCCUGUGUCUUCCCCUUCACCUAUCAAGGUGUCACCCACUACAGUUGUAUCUCCAUCCACAGUGACUUUCACUGGUGUUCCUUUGACAAGGAAUUCCAAGGCAGGUGGCGCUACUGCACGAGGCUGGAUCCUCCUAAGUGUGUCUUCCCCUUCCUCUUCAGAAAAAAUGUCAUUCACAAUUGCACCAAGGAAGGCUAUAUUUUGAAUCGGAGUUGGUGUUCGUUGACAGCGAAUUACGAUCAAGAUGGGAAAUGGAAGCAAUGUUCUCCAAAGAACUCAAUGACUGCUUUUGUCAUUCUGGAAAGCGAAAGUCGACCCUUGCACCCCGUAUUUGGGAGCCCGCGACGUAGAGUGUUCGUAUCCCGCCCCAUCCCCUGCAGAGGUGCAGGGAUGCCUGCCCCCGAGCCCCCGCCGCCAAAGAGGACCCCACCGCAGCACGCACGAGUAGAAUGGCGGCGAGACGCAGUCACAGAUAAGAAGAAGGUUUGUCAGGUGCUGCGGAGAGAGAAUGCCGACAAGCAUUGA
This is a messenger RNA of Saimiri boliviensis boliviensis (Bolivian squirrel monkey), 708 nucleotides long. NCBI's taxonomy places the organism in Eukaryota, Metazoa, Chordata, Mammalia, Primates, Cebidae. The record is from RefSeq and is a predicted model, not a curated record.